GGAGGUGAGAGACGUCUGAUCUGACGAUCGCGUUUCACCGCCCUCCACCUCCUCAACUCCACCCACAGACAAGACGCCUUUCUCCACACUGCGGUGCGCUUACCUGUGGCGCGAGACCGAUGGAAUUUGUACCUUUAAAGGAAUAAAAGGAAAUUAAAAACCGUCUGAAAACCUCAACAAAUCGCUCGCCCACACUUCUCGAGGGACGAACGAUGGACCGAUGAGUGUCUUGGUUUUUGUGUAAAGAGACAACCAGAUAGGACAUUUACAAAAGGCAGCUGACACUGAGCCCAAGUCAUGGACUGGAAGACCUUCCAAGCCCUCCUCAGCGGGGUGAACAAGUACUCCACAGCAUUUGGUCGGAUAUGGCUGUCGGUGGUGUUUGUGUUCAGGGUGAUGGUGUACGUGGUGGCGGCGGAGCGAGUGUGGGGUGAUGAGCAGAAAGACUUUGAUUGCAAUACCAAGCAGCCCGGCUGUGCCAAUGUCUGCUAUGAUUUCUUCUUCCCCAUCUCCCACAUCCGCCUGUGGGCUCUACAGCUCAUCUUUGUCACCUGCCCCUCCUUCAUGGUGGUCAUGCAUGUGGCGUACCGUGACGACCGUGAGCGUAAGUACCGUGCCAAGCACGGCGAUGAUACAAAGCUUUACAACAACACGGGCAAGAAGCAUGGCGGCCUGUGGUGGACCUACCUGCUCAGCCUCUUCGUCAAGACUGGCAUCGAGGUCGCCUUCCUCUACAUCCUCCAUCACAUCUACGACAGCUUCUACCUGCCCCGGCUCGUCAAGUGUGAGGUGGCGCCUUGCCCAAACCAGGUGGACUGCUACAUCGGUCAUCCCACUGAGAAGAAGGUUUUCACCUACUUCAUGGUUGGUGCUUCAGCCCUCUGCAUUGUGCUUAACAUCUGUGAGAUCAUAUAUCUCAUCUCCAAGCGUUUUGUGCGCAUUGCAAAUAAGGUCAAAAGGCGCCAUCGCAAAAUGACUGUACAUAGUAACGACUACAAUAACGAACCUUGCAAUGAUUGUAAUAGAUCUCAGUUAAAACUGGACCAGAGGGAAAGACCCCCAUCCCUAAAGCUCUCCCACAAUUCAGCUUACAGGCUAUCAACCCUCAAACAUAAGGAGGCGAUGCGGGCCUCUGCCCCAAACCUGUCCUUUGCCCCAUGAUCAACAAAAUCAAACCAAACUGGGACAAAGAUUGAGACAUUAACUUUGCUUGGGCUAGUCCUCAGAUCAGGACUUCACAAACCAGACUCACUUUAUUAUGAGCCUCAGUACAACCCUGGAAAGUGUGCUGUAGUAAAGAGCUGAAUGUCUCCAGUGGGUCCAUGUAUCCUGACCUUACACAAGAGGAAGAGGAAGAUAAAGAGGAAGAUGCAAAGACUUUUUUGAGCAUAGCCUUUUUUAAACAUUAAUACUGACAUAUUUGCAAGUCAGCUAUGGACUGAAAUGAUUUUCUAUUUUUGUCAUAUCACGUAAUAGAAACCAGAGAGGACAGGUCCACAGGACACACCUGGAGGAGGUAUUUGCCCACUAGGGCGUUAUUAUCACGAUGGGUGUUGCAUCAGACAAGCAUUUCGGUCAUCUGUUCACUUCAGACUAUGGCAUUACUUUCACAACCUGAUGUUCUGGUGACGUAAUUUGGGGUUUCUUCUACUAGUGGCCAGGCCAAUGAAGAAUAACAAAUCACUGUGCACUGCAGUGUGAAGACGGUUGAUAAGGAAUUAUUAUUGAUGGCCUUGUAACAAAAUCACUGCAAACACUUGAAACCAGCACACUGGCCUAAAAUUGGAUUUUUUACAGCAUUUUUUUUCUUAUGAUCUGAGCAAUAAUGGUGGAACAAGUAAACAUAUAUCUAACAUGUAUUCUUUAAAUCACGUCUGUGCCGGCAUGUGCUCGAGCUCAGGUUUAGGCUGCACAGCCACAGUAUGUAUAUAGACGGCCGGUGUUUUGACAUGCUUGUACACAACCUCCCCUCAUCCAAGUCCACUGUUGAUUCUAAUAAGACAAAAGGAAUGCUGCUGUUUAAUCUUUUCCUAUUGGUAGAGCCUGAGGACAGAAGCAGCUGUGGACAAGUCGGGUGGAGGGCGGACAGAUCAGACGUUGGUCUCUGGUGUGGAUGUUUUGAUAAUUACACAUUGUCCAUAAUGUAAUCAUCGGCUGGAAAUGUCCUGCGUGAUGCACUAAUCAUUUUUAUCACGAGUGUUUUUGUUUAUAAAUAAAGAGUUGAACAUUAAUAUAUUA
Molecule: messenger RNA, 2238 nt
Organism: Lampris incognitus (smalleye Pacific opah)
Lineage: Eukaryota; Metazoa; Chordata; Actinopteri; Lampriformes; Lampridae
Gene: gjb3
Product: gap junction protein beta 3
Exons: 2
Coding region: 298-1161 (287 amino acids)
Biological process (GO): cell communication
Cellular component (GO): connexin complex
Source: RefSeq, a predicted model, not a curated record